This is a messenger RNA of Alosa alosa (allis shad), 2373 nucleotides long. RefSeq names its product carbonic anhydrase VII (gene ca7). The transcript has 8 exons. The record is from RefSeq and is a predicted model, not a curated record. The coding region runs from base 191 to 982 and encodes 263 amino acids. Gene Ontology annotation, molecular function: zinc ion binding; carbonate dehydratase activity. NCBI's taxonomy places the organism in Eukaryota, Metazoa, Chordata, Actinopteri, Clupeiformes, Clupeidae. Gene Ontology annotation, cellular component: cytoplasm. Gene Ontology annotation, biological process: regulation of intracellular pH.
UGUAAAUUCUAAGCCCGCUACAAGUAGGCUACAGCCAGAUGGCUCUGGCCACAGCUUUAGCUUCAGUCAGGGCAUUUCUGCGAAACUCCAUUCAUUCAUCAGUUCACCAGCGCCCCCGUUGUUUGGAAAUACACACGCAGCCAGAGUGUGUUGCAGCUGAGAAGCCAAGUGCCAAGAGGAAUUCCUCGAAAUGACCGGACACCACUGGGGAUACGGAGAGGAGGACGGCCCUUCUGCAUGGCAUAAAGACUACCCCAUCGCCCAGGGCAACCGCCAGUCUCCCAUCGACAUUGUCCCCACGGAAACGGUCUACGAUGCCAACCUGCCCCCCAUCUUCCUGUCCUAUGAGAACUGCACAUCCACCAGCAUCUCCAAUAACGGCCACUCGGUUGUGGUGGAGUUCGAGGACUCGGACGACCGAUCGGUGAUCCAGGGAGGCCCGCUGGACAACGCCUACAGGCUGAAGCAGUUUCACUUCCACUGGGGGGGCAAGGGUUGCCAUGGCUCUGAGCACACUGUCGCCGGCAAGACCUUUGCAUCGGAGCUACAUCUGGUCCAUUGGAAUGCCUCCAAGUACAAGACAUUUGGGGAAGCAGCAUCAGCUCCUGAUGGCCUGGCUGUCCUUGGUAUCUUUCUCGAGACAGGAGAUGAACACAGAGGAUUGCACAAGAUAACAGACGCCAUGUACAUGGUGAAGUUCAAGGGAACGAUGGUGGACUUCAAAGGCUUCAACCCCAAAUGCCUUCUGCCCGACAACCUCAACUUCUGGACCUACCCCGGAUCCCUGACUACUCCCCCCCUGCACGAGAGCGUCACCUGGCUUGUUCUCCAGGAGCCGAUCAUGGUGUCCGAGAAACAGAUGGGGAAGUUUCGACUGCUGUUGUUCAGCGGUGAGGAGGAGGAACAGAGGAAGAGGAUGGAAAACAACUUCCGACCGCCGCAACCCCUCAAGGGCAGAAAGGUCCUGGCCUCCUUCAAAUAACCCCAUCCCAUGCCAACCCCUCUGGCCAGCACUACAUCUCCUGCACUCUUUCUCUCUGCUCCAGAGAAUAAUCUACAGUAGAAGCGGUCCCCAUCAUUUUGGUUACACAACAUUUAUAUAGGUUAAUUGUAACAGAAAACAACUGAAUUUUCUAUAGAAAAAAGCCUUCAAGGCUUCAUGCAAAUGCCGUCUUACCCAAUCCUGCAUAUCUGGCUAUGCAUCCAGAAGAUCUUUGUAGCAUAGAAAGACUUUAGGCUCCUGCUUUGGGCUCUAUGGAUGAUUAUGGUUUCAGUUUAAUUGACUGCUGACCAUGAGCUCAAAGUAAAGAACUGAAAACUCAGUGUGUGUGCUUACCCUAUAUGUAAUCUCUACUUUGUAAAGUCUUGAGUGACUCUUUGCUCUGUCGCCAUCAAUCAGUUGUAAACAGGCGUUGUGAGUUUCUUUAGGAUUACUGUAAGAAGUGGCCGACGGUGCUUGAGACGAUCCUUGGUUGUUGCUAUGUGGGUUGUGACCUCGCCUCCCCUCCCUGUUUGCCGUUGCCUCCUUCAUGAGAUCCGUGUUGAUCCUCAUUGAUUAAGGCUUGUGCAAACGGAUCUGCAUCCUGAAUGUCGGCGAUCUUUUCACGUAACGCUUGACCGACAGCCGCAAACAGGAUUACUGGCGCAGGGGCCUUUCCCCUCGAUCUGCUGCUUUGUUGGAGAUGACUGAGGUGGAGGGGUCCCGUAAUAAGGCCUAAGUCCAUGCAGCAACUGCCCAUGACCAUGAAAGGGGUCUCAGAUUAAAUCCUGAUAGGCACCUUCACCGAGUCCAUCUCAUUAGGGCAGACGGGUCUUUGAAACUGAUCCUACAGUAGUACAGCUUAGCACUCACACGCUAGGGCUACAGGCAGCCAACGCGAUGGCACCGACACCAAAAAAUAAAACGUAUAAAAAUAUAAUAAAUAAAUAAAAAUAAAACUCCAGAAUGUAUGUGACGCUGCUUUGAUCAUGGAUGCCAUAGCUAGCGUUGUUACUUGCGAGGAUGCUCGGCUGACGGAGGAAGGAUGAUUUUUGACAGUUUUGUGCAGGGGACAUGCCAUAGCACAUCACCAAGCACAGAGGUGAUGCGGCCUGGUUUGUAUGCAUGUUUUGCCUCUCCUGUAAUAUAUCACUCCCAUGCUUUUACCGUAAUGGAACGCUCCUUUUUUAUGUGUGGGCCUUUGAAGGUCAGAGUGAUGAAUAUAGUACCACACACACUUAAGAAAGGAAAAUUAGGUCCCAACAUCCCCAGAGCAAUCACUACUGGUGGUUGUGUGUCUGUGUCUGUGUCUCUGUGUGUGUGUGUGUGUCUCUGUGUGUGUGUGUGUGUGUGUGUGUGUGUGUCUGUGUGUGUGUGUGUGUGUGUGUCUCUGU